CAGUGAUCUGCAGUGAUCAUAUUUCUGUCUUGUGCUUACAAGAAAUCAACUGCUUCGCAGUAUUGUCUCCAGAGUCUUGUAUCUCUCUUUGGUAUCUUCGAUAGCGUUAAAGUACAAGAAUGUCGGCGAUUCGACCAUCUAGCUUUUUUGGUUCUAGUUCUAGUGGUUCUUCUGGGCGAUCAACRCCAAGAUCGUCGACGCCAAGAUCAUCAACUGAGAUGCGGUCAAGUAUAAGCUUACCUGAACCGUAUCAGACACCACCAAACGGUCGCAGUCAAACCAGASAUGAUCUCUCGGAAAUCAAAGAAAUGAUUMAAGAGYAUUCAAAGCUAUUAAAAAAUCUCGAAACCGCGAUAAAGGCCGUUGGUGACCAACUGGAAGAGGUGCGAGAAAACAUGUGUGAUGACGACGAGGACGAUCGGAUUCCACCAGAAAUAUCGAGUGAUGUCCAUUUGAUUUAUAGCAAGUUUGGGGAAGAUGAGGUGUACCAUCCACAUGAAAGCAUUACGUCUCAACACAAUUCUUCAGUAAGACAUGCUCUUGAGGAAGAAAUAACAUCAAAGGAUAAAGGAUAUCCAGUUAGAUUGAUAAAGAGGGCUGUGUCAAGAUAUUAUGAGACAAAAAGAAAGAUGUACUUGCAAACGCUCCCAGAAAACCAGGAGAAAGCUGCAAGGGUGCAGCUCAGCAAUAAACUGAGGUCCCAACGUAAAAGGCUCUAUAUAUCAAGAUUGAAAGCUGGCAAUGAACAGGAAAAAGCUGCCAUGAAAGAGCUAACAUAUGAUUAUGUCAGUGAUGAGGAGGAUGGUGAAGGACCAAAUAGAGGAAAGUGGGUAGUUAGAAAGCCAUCAUGGAGGUCUGGAGAGGGGGAUAAUCUGAUGAAGAGGCUUCAAGAGAAGAUAGAUGCCUCUUCAUCAGAUCGGCCAAGAUUCACAAGAGUUCCAGGGRGGUUAUCAUCUAGGGGAAAACCAAAGAACCCUGUCACAUGGGCUGUUAAUGAUGAUUUGCCAAGACCAUCCAGAAGCUCUGUGCCUUCCAGUGGCUCAAGAGAACAGGAAAAUCAACAAUCAAGUACUAAUGAUCUGCCAAGAAGAGAGAGAUCUAGAAGUCCAGCAAGAAGCCUAAGCCAGCGUCAAUCCAGAAGGGAGAGAGAUCUAGAAGUCCAGCAAGAAGCCUAA
Messenger RNA from Exaiptasia diaphana, 1175 nucleotides. RefSeq lists its product as uncharacterized. NCBI's taxonomy places the organism in Eukaryota, Metazoa, Cnidaria, Anthozoa, Actiniaria, Aiptasiidae. The record is from RefSeq and is a predicted model, not a curated record. The transcript has 8 exons. Bases 120 to 1175 code for a protein of 351 amino acids.